AUGUCCAAUAUAAAAAAUAUUGAAGAAGAAAAACAAAUACUAUCUGAACAUUUAAAUGCAUUAAGUACAACAGAAUUACAUGCAUUUGAUUUACAAUUAACAUUAUUACGAACAGCAUUUGAAUCAUAUAAACGUGAAACUGUAUUUAAACCAUGUCCAUCAUUUCUUGUUGGACUUAGUGAUGAUCAAUUGCGUAAUGUCUUUCGUUUACCACCUGUAACUGUAUUCAUAUCCGUAUUGGAUCAAUUAAGUGACUUACAAGUUCAAUUAUUAAAUUGGCUUCUAACUCGUGAUACAUUUAAAUUAAAUAUGGUACCUGUAGAAUCAGUACUUUCACUUGUAAAACAUCAAUUAUCUGUUCCAAUACCAAAUUUUGCUUUUGAAAUAAAUUAUAAUCAAAUUCGUAAUGAACGUUUUAAUGAUUUAACACAAAAUGAUCAUUAUAAAAAACUUUAUGCAUAUCAUGGUACACGUUUAGAUAAUCUUCAUUCAAUACUUCAUAUUGGUUUUCUUGGACAUAUGAAUAAAUUAUCAUUAUUUGGUUCAGGAACAUAUUUUUCUUUAGAACCAUCUGUAUCACUUCAUUAUUCACCAUUUGCAACUGUUUGGCCAAAUAGUUUAUUAGGUAAACGACUUAGUUGUCUUUUAUUAUGUGAAAUUAUUGAUCAACCUGAUCAUGUUAAACGUGCAAUUGAAAAUGAAACAUCAAGCAAUCAGGAACGAAGAAUUGUUAGUGAUAGUCAAGCUGGUGCUGUACCCGAUAAAUAUGUUGUUGUUACAUCAAAUGAACUUGUAAGAGUCAAAUAUAUUCUUAUUUAUGCGGAAUCUAAUGAAUUACUACAAGUCAAUCAAGUAACAAGAUCUCGUUGGCGAACAUUUUUUUCUACACAUCGUUAUCAUCUUUGUUUAUUUUUCUAUUUUAUUCUUCUUUUAUUAAUUGGAUUUUUUAAUUCAAAUUUAUUUAAAUUUUAUUGGCGUCUAUUUAAAAAACGUUCAAAUCAUCUUCUUUUUGGUUCAUGGCAUUUGACUCAAUAA
Molecule: messenger RNA, 1035 nt
Organism: Rotaria sordida
Lineage: Eukaryota; Metazoa; Rotifera; Eurotatoria; Philodinida; Philodinidae
Source: the annotation of a GenBank genome assembly